UAUGGUUAAAAAAGAGGUUAUUAUCAAAUAUAGUAUUAUUAAUUAUUAAAUAAGAUAACACAACAACCUUGACUGGUAGAUUAUAGGAAGAAUAUUCGUUGUGUUUCUUCUUUGAAUGUUAGUUGGAAGAAGAAAAGAAAAGCCGAAAGUAUAUAUCUUUCCGUUUAUAUUUUUCAUGCAUGCAUGCAUGAAUAGAUGAAUAGACAAAAAGGAAUAAAGAAGGACAAAUUAAAUCAGAGGGAUAUCGGAAUUUCUAUUGAACGAAGAUAAGAAGGAUAUUACCAAAAAAAGAUAAAGAAGGACCAAUUAAGCUAGACGGAUAUCGGAAUUUCUUCUUGAACUGAGACAAAGAAAGACAAAUUAAGUCAGAGGUAUCGAAAUUUCUUUGCGAACAAAGAUAAAGAAGGAUAAAUUGAGCUAGAAGAUCGAAUUUUCUUUUUGAACAAAGAUAAAGAAGGAUAAAUUGAGCCAGAGGUAUCGGCAUUUCUUUAUGAACAAAGAAAAAGAAGGAUAAAUUAAGCCAGAGCGAUAUCAGAAUUUCUGCGCGAAUAAAGAUAAAGAAGAACAAAUUAAGCCAGAGGGAUAUCGAAAUUUCUGUUGAACAAAGACAAGAAGGACAGAUUAAGCCAGAAGAAUCGAAAUUUCUUCUUUGUAAACAAAGAAAAAACAUGAUAAUGGGAUCUUCAAGUAGAAAAAGGGAAAUUAUUGAAGAUUUUGCAAUAAUAGGAGGAUUAGUAGGGGUACAAUUCAUGUAUGCAGGAAAUUCAGUGGUUUCUAGUUAUCUUAUGUUGUUAGGCUUCAAGCCUUCUUCUCUCAUAAUCUUGUCUUCAUUGGCUACAUUUCUAAUUCUUUGUCCCUUUUGCGUCAUGUUUGAAAGGAGUCAAUGGCCCAGGCAAAUGAGUAUAAAGUUAUUGAUUCAACUAUUUCUAAUUUCUUUUGGAGGGGUCACAUUAUUCCAAUCUUUGUUCAUGGAGGGUAUCAAAUUUACCUCACCAGCAAUGGCAACAGCUAUGCCAAAUCUCGCACCAGGAUUCAUCUUUCUCAUUGCUUGGGGUUUUGGAUUAGAGAAAGUGGAGCUAAGAUGCAAAUACAGCAGAGCUAAAUUUGCUGGAACAUUAAUGUGUGUUACAGGGGCUAUACUUAUGAGCCUAAUGCAAAAAAGCACAAAUGCUCAAAGAGAUUUGCCAUCUUCACCUCCUCAUGACAAAGACAACUUUUUUGACACAGAAAAGAUCAAAGGUUCAUUAUACCUCAUGGCAGCAAUUAUCGUGUUAUCGAGCAAUAUUGUCUUGCAGGCAGCAACACUAGGAGAUUUUCCAGCACCAAUCUCUUUAUGUGCUAUAACUUCACUUAUAGGCAUGGUAUUGACUGGAAUGGUACAAUUGGUACAACAAGGCUCCGUGGAGAUUGGAUUGCCCCUCAUAAGAAUCCCCGACAUAAUUGGCUACUCGUUAUUGGCAGGUAUAGUUAGUGGAGCAUGUGUAAGUUUCAAUAAUUGGGCAAUGAAGAAAAGAGGACCAGUAUUGGUAUCUGUAUUUAGCCCUGUUGGAACUCUGUUAACUGUGGUUCUUUCUGCUGUCACAUUGAAGGACAGAUUUACAAUUGGAAGCCUAGGUGGUAUGUUUCUGAUGUUUACGGGACUAUAUUUCGUGCUCUGGGCGAAAAAGAGUGAAGGAUUUCUAAAUAAUAAUAUGACUAAUUCUUCAUCAGAAAGUGAGUUCGAUGUAGAGAAGCCUCUUUUAAAUUAAAUUUCUUCGUAUUUCUCCUUGUAUUAUACAGAUUAGUUUGUGUAAAUAUAAUUAGAAAGAGCGAGCCAGCGAGCUUAAUUGUACUUACUACAGAUAGAUAAUGUAUAGAAAGUUUUGAAGUUUGAAAUAUACUUAAAGUUCAAAUCCUAGUAAUGUCUUUUAUUUUUGCAGUAGCAUGACGGAAAAUAGCUGACCCCAACUUGUAUGGGAUUGACGCGUAGUUGUUGGGAAUCAACUUGAUAUUGCUGUAUCUCUGGCACUUUUAGUGCCUGUUAUUCACCAUAUACUUUUGUUUUAAUUUUAAUUUCAUUCACUUUUAUGGCAGCUCAUAAGGGUAGAUU
Molecule: messenger RNA, 2089 nt
Organism: Capsicum annuum
Lineage: Eukaryota; Viridiplantae; Streptophyta; Magnoliopsida; Solanales; Solanaceae
Product: WAT1-related protein At5g47470
Exons: 7
Coding region: 669-1748 (359 amino acids)
Cellular component (GO): plasma membrane
Molecular function (GO): transmembrane transporter activity
Source: RefSeq, a predicted model, not a curated record